AUGGAUUCCAUAGAUGGGGAGUCUGAAGAUGACCUCCAAGUUGAGGAGUGGGAGGAUGAAGAGGAUGAAGAGGAUGAAGGGGUUGACAGGAUGAUGGGUCUGGAAGCCUUUCAGAUGGUCCCACGUGAGCCAACUCCUCCACCAGCUUCCUGCAGUGAAGGCCAAGAUCGUGAUGUACUGCCAAUCUGCGAAAUGAAAGACGAGAUUUUGAAGCAGGUGGCUGAGAAUCGAGUAGUAACCAUCAUUGGUGGCACUGGAUGUGGGAAGUCCACCCAGGUACCUCAGUUCAUCAUCCGGGAGGCCGCAGCCAAACAGCUUCCCUGCAACAUUAUGGUGACGCAGCCCAGACGCCUCGCCGCCACCAGUCUGGCUCGACGUGUCGCGGAGGAGCUGGGCCUUUCCAUGGGGCUGGAGGUAGGCUAUCGGAUCAGGGGGGAAACUGUGCCCGGGGAGCAUCUGUCCUUUGUGACGGCCGGCUAUUUGCUGAGCUGGCUCACGGCCAAUCCCGACAGCGCCAAGAGCAUGACACAUCUCAUUCUGGAUGAAGCACACAUUCGCAGUGCAGAUAUGGAGUUAUUGCUCCUGAUGAUGCGACUAGUGAUGCGCAUCAACAGCCAUUUGCGCGUCAUUUUGAUGUCUGCUACCAUGGAGGCGGACUUUUUUGGGAACUACUUCGCGGAAUUUUCCGACCAGCCACCGGUACCGCUGUCCGUGGGUGGCCGCCUCUUCCCGGUGAAUGUCAUGCACUUGGACGACCUCGUUGAUGGCCGAGUCCCAGGUGGGAAGCUCCCGAUCAGGCUGAGGAGACGCGUGGCGAAGGCUGCGAAGAAUGCCUUCAAACCAGAGAUUCUGAAUAGCAUAGGCGAAGCAGAUUUGGAAAGUCAGGUGGUGCCCAAAGUGGCUCCACCCAUUCGGGAGGUGGUUCAGGAAAUGAUUCCAGUGGUGGCUGAGGGUGGCUCGACCAUCCUGGUCUUCAUCCCUGGCUAUGCGGACCUGGUGCGGAUGCACAGCUGGCUCUACUGGAACCUGCCCACAGCUGGGUCAGUGAACAUGGGCUAUGUACCGCCCAAGCCGGAACAGCUCACGGAAGAUGAUGAGGAGGAAGAGCAGGAAGACUUCGACGAAUUUCAGGAGUUUCAGGGGAUGGAGGGGCCUCUUGCAGAGCCUCCGCAUGCCAAACGGCCAGAUGGCGAUGCACUGGAAAACACCAGCGGCGGGAUUAAGUUUCGGCUCUUUGCCUUGCAUUCCCAGGUGGCGCAGGAAGAUCAAGAACUGGUGCUUCAGAAGCCACCAUCCAACAUUUGCAAUGUGGUCUUGGCCACCACCAUUGCAGAAUCCUCCCUGACGCUGCCAGAAGUCAUUGGUGUGAUCGAUUUUUGUGUUCACAAGACCAGCAUUGGAGAUCCCAGCCAGAUGGGUCUCUGCAAGAUUUCUGCCCAAUGGUGCGCUCGCUCAGCUUGCUUGCAACGCGAGGGCCGUGCCGGUCGAACGCAGCCAGGCUGGUGUAUUCGGAUGGUCCCUGAGAAGUUCUUUCGCGCCUUGCGCGAAUAUGACGUGCCUGAGAUUCUCCGCACCCCCUUGACCACUCUGUACCUGAAGGCUAAGGGCAUAGCUGAUGGUCUCAGCGAAGUGGUGGCCAACGACGAAGAACUGCAACAGCAACUCAGUUUGGAGGCUGCCAACCCAGGUGAGCUCCUGCAGCAGUUGCUGGCUCCUCCCAUGACCGAAGCCAUCGAUGCAGCGGUGUAUCAACUGGCACGGCUGGCAGUUUUGACCGAAGAAUCUCCCAAUUCCAAGGUCACCGUCUUGGGGCGUUUGGCGUUAUUCUUACCUUUGGACAUCCAACUCUGCCGCUUGGUGUGGCUGGGCUGCCAUUUCGGCUGUCCCGCGGAGGCGGUGGUCAUGGCUGCAGCCUGCAGCACGGCGUCACCCUUUGCCAACCCGUCACGCCUGGGCUUCCAAGAUCCGGAUGAAUUCACCCAGCACCUGGCAGACACUGCGGCGGCCUGGCGUUUCUUUGAUGCCGGCCACUUCUCAGAACCCAUCGCCUUGUUCCGACUCUUCCUGGGCUGGCUGCGACGCCUCAAGUUGACGCCCGUGCGCAGUAGCACGACCCAGCGCUGGUUUCGCGCUACCAAUAUGCUGGAGAAAGAUGCUGCCAUAGAUCCCUCGCGCAUGACGGCCUUUGUCUCCUUUGUGGCCGACCUGGCGAUUCGCUGCCGCGACUUGUGCUGCAGCGAGCGCGACGAGGCGCUCAGCUGCCGCGUGCGCCGCGACCUGCACGGCCUGGUGCUGCUGUUGAGGCGACCGGACAAGAGCCGGGAGGAGCAGCGGAAACUGACGGAUGAUGACUACGUCCCGGACAUUGGUGCCAUCUUCCGCGCCUCCGCGAGCAAACUCUAUGCCCUGCUGGCGGCUGCCUUCUCGGAGAAUCUGCUGACAGGCAGUCACAUCAAAUCCAAAGAUGUGGACGCCAUGUUGGAUGCCUUGGAGAUUCUCGAGCCCAGUGGCUUAGCAUCGCAGGAUGCGGUGCUGAUUCCGCAGCACGGCAUCAAGCGAUCGGAUGAGGAGUUGGCCAAGCUCCUGGAAACCAUCACCGGUGAAGAACCAAAGCAGGUGGAGCAAAGCAGCCGAUUCAUUGCGGUGAGAUUCAAGGAAGAGGCUGACAGCACCCCCCACUGGUUGCGCGGCAAAUCUGCCCUGGUGUCCCGUCGCCAUGAUCCCCGGACCAUGGGUCUGGGCCCCGCGGUGGAACCUCGGCUGAAUGCGGUGAAUAUGGCGCCGCGGCUGUGUCACAUGUCCGCGGGCGGCCCGCGCCGCUUCAGCAUUGGGGAUGCCGAGUUCGCGCGGGCGGUGUCGCCCUAUGAGUUGGAGUUCAGUGUGGUCCACGAAGCCCGAGGCAAUCGGCGCUACAUGCCGGGCCUCUUCAGCGAACAAACGCCCCUAGGCUUCCCGUGCCACGUGGUGAGUCCGGACCAGCCCCUGGGCUCGUCGUCCUCGUCCUUCGCCUCGGUGGCGUCGGAGAUGAUCCUCUCGGAAUUUGGGGCAGCCAGGGUGAACAACACCACUUUGCUAAUGGCUGAAGAGUUGGUCUUCGCGUUGAUCACCAUGUGCCCUGUGGGCAUUUCUUUGGAGCUGGGCUUCGGUCAAGGCCCCGGUGGUUCUGAGGCAGCAGCCCAUGCGGCCCUGAUGGGUUUGCGCUUCCAUCGCCGCUCAGAGCCCGUUCUGUUCCGCCGCUGCUUGCCGGGGAUGGCAACCUUGGAGAUGGUGAAUCGGAUCAGAACGGCCAUCAUGGAAAACCUUGUAAGUCCAGCUGAGACCAAUCCAGAUGGACAGGAGAUUUUGCUGUGGGAAGAUGUGGAGGCUCAAAAGGACUUCGAGGACUUGAUUGCCAUGGUGGAAAAUGCCAAGACCAUCGAAGAGAUGGGUGGGAUGUAUGGUGCCCAGUCCAUGCCAGUGAUGUGGAUCCGACAUCGGCCCAACUUGCGGAAGCAGGGGGAGACCGAGGAGAAGGAGGAGGACUUGGAGGAUUUUCUUUUUCGAGACGAUGAGUUGGAUGAAGAUGCAGAUGUUCAGGCUCUGCAACCCAUUGCUGUCAAAGACACCGUGGAACACACUGUGGCUUACAAGGCCGCUGAAUUAUCUCCACAAAUCCAACAUGCACAUGAAUGUCCUGACUGUGGUGAGCGCUUUGAUGAUUGGCCCAGCUGUUUGGAACACUUGGUGUCCACAGGACAUUUGGAUGUCUCCACCAGAAAGCUGGAGAUGCAGGCGAAGAAGUUGACUCAGCCUGUGAGAUGGAGGUGCUUGGAAUGUUUCGAGGGCUUUCAGACCAUGAAGGAUCUGGAACAACAUCUUCAAGAGUCGGGGCACCUUAGUUGGGCUGCUCCAAAACGAAAAGUCGCUGGUAAAGCAGGUACACAGAUGUUGCUGUGCAAACCUCGUCCCAUUCCGGGCUUAGACACCUCCAAAUUGGAGCCUUCAGAGCCGUCGGAGCCGUCGGGAUUUUUCCGCUCCCUGGGAGCUUCUCUCUGGACCCGAUCGCCCCCAACAGGCUCGGGCAGCGGAGGUUUGCUGCAUCCCAAUGAGGCCACGGAACAGAUGAUCGCAGACUGUGAUUUGCCGCUGGGUGCCAAGGAUACGCUGAGGAAAUGCGCUGGAUGGGAUGUGAGGUAUGUCCUGAACAGCUACAACGCGGUGAAGAAAGAGCACGUGAAACGCCCAACUGCCUGGAUCAAUGGAAUCUUGAAACGAAUGGCGGACCAAAGCCUUGUCACUCCACCAGAAUGGGAUUCCUUGCUGUUGAGCCUUGACGACUUAGAUCUCGAUUUUAAGGCCAGGAUUCCACUGAAACAGAUUCCGCUUGAAGAUGCUAAGCUUUUGGUGAAGACCUUGCGAGAGGACUUGGCCACCAUACAGGCCCGCCCGAAUGGAGUGGAGACGUAUUUGCGGCUUGAGAUUCAAAAAGUGAAGGCUGCAGCCAAAGGGCAGAAACAAACACCCAGCCCCUCGCCCAAGAAGGAACCGGCAGCUCAGGCCAAGGUGCCUGAAGCCACGGAGCCCAAGCAGCUAGCGGAGUCAAAGAUCAAGAAACCACCGCCGCUGCUGCCGCCUCCAAUCCCAGCACCACCGCCGCUGCCGCUUCAAAUCCCAGCACCACCCGAGCCGGAGGCAGCCGAAGCGUUGGCGGCGAAUGGUCCGGAAGGUGCCACCAAGGCCAAAAGACUGCCGGCUAAAAUACUCUCCGAUGCGUGCGAGAAAGAAGGCGUGACAAUUGGUACAUCGUGGCACCAUGUCUCACUGAUUGUUGUCACCAGCUGCGCAGAGUGUGGGAAAAUGACCUGCAGUGCAAAGCGGCAAAGCGCUCGCU
This is a messenger RNA of Cladocopium goreaui, 4870 nucleotides long. Lineage: Eukaryota; Dinophyceae; Suessiales; Symbiodiniaceae. The record is from the annotation of a GenBank genome assembly.